GCCUCGACCACCGGACUCCAAUCCUUCAUCAAACCACCAGACAACAUCCAAAAUGGCUCCCGCGGCAGCUGGUGCGAAGAAGCAGAAGAAGAAGUGGUCGAAGGGAAAGGUCAAGGACAAGGCCCAGCACGCCGUCAUCCUUGACAAGGCCACUUCCGACAAGCUCUAUAAGGAUGUCCAGUCCUACCGUCUCGUGACGGUCGCCACUCUUGUCGACAGACUGAAGAUCAACGGCUCCCUCGCCCGGCGGUGCCUGAAGGACCUGGAGGAGAAGGGGCAGAUUAAGCAGGUGGUGGGACACAGCAAGAUGAAGAUCUACACUCGUGCCGUUGGCGCCGCCGAGUGAACGCUCCCCCACACAUCACAUUGACGGACCUGGCAGGAAGGAAUGCGACUUUGUUCACGGCGGUUCGCUUGGGGCUACGGUUAUUCGGGCAUGGCUGCGUCUCUGGGAAUGGGAAUCGUUUUGCAGCUCGGUCGGUGUAGCAUAGGGAUCUGAAGUGCUCCAGAUCCUUAGACUGGAAUCGCAUCAAGAUACGAACAAGACCGCGACCGCCCUGCCAGGACUGGGGGUGUGAUCAGACACUUGGACCAUGGCCAUGUUGACUUCGAUGCCGGGUGCCCGUGGUGUGUCUUUGUGGAACGGGAGGGGCAGAUACGAACGCUAUCCCUCGCGCAUGCGUGACUGUCCUGACGCAGUGCCGGGGGAUGUUCGCUCUCUUCCCUUGGGGUGAGAUAUAACUAAUCUUCUAAACAGAAGGAACUGGCAUGCGGCAGUUCACGACCACAUCGUGGCCAGUAUGCGGGCGAGUAUGACAAGC
Thermothielavioides terrestris NRRL 8126 is the source of this 821-nucleotide messenger RNA. Its product is annotated as 40S ribosomal protein S25. The transcript has 3 exons. Bases 53 to 346 code for a protein of 97 amino acids. The record is from RefSeq and is a predicted model, not a curated record. NCBI's taxonomy places the organism in Eukaryota, Fungi, Ascomycota, Sordariomycetes, Sordariales, Chaetomiaceae. Gene Ontology annotation, cellular component: cytosolic small ribosomal subunit. Gene Ontology annotation, molecular function: structural constituent of ribosome.